Molecule: messenger RNA, 2181 nt
Organism: Rhizoctonia solani
Lineage: Eukaryota; Fungi; Basidiomycota; Agaricomycetes; Cantharellales; Ceratobasidiaceae
Exons: 16
Coding region: 1-2181 (726 amino acids)
Biological process (GO): tRNA methylation
Cellular component (GO): nucleus; cytoplasm
Molecular function (GO): tRNA (cytidine-N5)-methyltransferase activity; tRNA binding
Source: RefSeq, a predicted model, not a curated record
AUGGGAAAACGUGGAAGAAAAGGCGGUGGAGGUGGUAGGGACAAUGGUGGUGGGGGAAGUUGGGGCGAGAAUGCAAAGAUGGAAAACGAGGCGUUUGAAAAGUAUUACAAGGCUGCUGGAAUUGUUCCUGAAACUGAGUGGGAUGAGUUUUGGGCUAGCCUCAAAAUUAUUUUGCCGACUACUUUUCGCGUGACUGGCAGUCGUGCGACGGCACAGGAAUUGAACUCGAUUAUCAAAGAGCAAUAUGUCCCUUCUUUGAAGGGCAUAGAAUUCGAAGGUCAAGAGGUGCAGCCGCCUCGUCAAUUACCUUGGUAUCCGGAUGGUCUUGGCUGGCAACUAGACGUCUCAAAAAGCGCUCUUCGAAAAACACCAGAAUUCAAGAGGUUCCAUAACUUCUUGGUCUAUGAAACUGAGGUGGGAAACAUUUCUCGCCAAGAGGCCGUCAGCAUGAUUCCGCCACUGCUGCUGGAUGUCCAGCCUCACCAUACCGUAAUUGACAUGUGUGCCGCUCCCGGGUCAAAGACAGCCCAACUACUCGAGGCACUCCAUGCCAACGAUACGGCGGUAGAAGCUUCUAUCCCCUCAGGCUUGUUGAUUGCAAACGAUACAGAUAACAAACGCGCGCACAUGCUUGUUCACCAAUCGUCACGACUGCCUUCUCCCGUAUUGAUGGUCACCAACCUGGAUGCAUCUAUAUAUCCUAGGAUCCAGACUCCAACAGGAAAAAUGUUAUUUGAUAGGAUUUUGUGCGAUGUUCCAUGCAGUGGUGAUGGAACAAUGCGUAAGAACUAUGGGAUAUGGAAGAGUUGGACGGUCAUGAACGGCAAUGGGCUACACGGGUUACAAUUACGAAUCUUGACUCGUGCUAUGAACCUUCUCAAACCUGGUGGUCGAUUAGUUUAUUCCACGUGCUCAAUGAAUCCGGUCGAGAACGAAGCUGUUAUUGCCGCUGCGCUUAAAAAGUUCCCACACUUUGAGUUGAUUGAUGUUUCUGGCUCGUUGCCUGAGCUUAAACGCCGACCCGGAUUGCCGACUUGGCGACCCGCUGUCAACCGAGAGAUGGAUACUGCUUAUUCAAGCUAUGCCGAUUUCAUUGAAUCCUUGCCCGAAAAUAAACGGUCCGAGACGAAGCUGCAAGCCACGCAUUGGCCACCGGAGGGUGUCGAAAGAUUAAAUUUGGAACGAUGGUAUCCUUCGAAUUACCCUCACCUGCAAAAUACUGGUGCCUUCUUUGUUGCAGUUCUCUAUAGAAAACCCAAACCGGAGGCUCAGCCAAGCUCUGUUGCCAAACGCAACGUUGAUGCAGUCAUUGAACUUACCGCCGAAGCCGAAUCAUCCAACAAAAAGCAAAAGACUGGCGAGAUAACGGGUGAAGAUUCACAAUUAUUCGGCCAGGUCGACGAAGAUGAACCUCUCGAAAAGUCGGUCAAGGCUUCAACAUUCAAGGAAUUACCAUAUGUCUUCUUAGCCGAAGGCAGCAAACAUCUUGAACAAGCAAUGGAGGACCUCAAAAUCAAACCCUCUUUCCCCUCUAACAACUUGUUCGUUAGGAAUCCGGAUGGUGAAGCGCUUCGUCAGAUAUACUUGUGUAACGAUGCCGCUCGACAGGUAAUCACGCAUAAUGACUUUGCCCGUAUUCGGUUGAUCAAUGCGGGGGUGCGUGUGUUCAACCGACAAGAAAGUGGUGUAAAAGCCGAAUUGCACGGGCGCAAUCGGUUCAGGUUCUUAACCGAGGGUGUUCCCUCUGUGCUCCCUCAUGUGGACGAAUCAAGAAUCAUAACCGCAGAUUUAGAAACUUUACGGGUAUUUAUGAGACUGUACUACCCUGUAUAUGGAGAGUUUGAGUCCCCAAUGAAGGAAAAAUUAACUGAACUCGAAAUGGGGAGCUAUCUGAUGCGGAUUGAACCCGGCGAGCAAGCGGGUAUGAGCUUAAAACAUGCUUUGGUCUUACCAAUUUGGAAAUCCAGCGCGUCCGUGGCACUGAUGCUCGACAAAAAAGCCAAGAGUGCGCUUAGUCUUCGUUUGUGGGGAGAAGAUAUUACGCCCGGUGCGCCAAACAAAUCAGUGAAAGCUGUGGCUACAGUGGCUGGGGAUGAGGAUGAGGAUGAGGAUGAUGGACCAGAGGCGGCUGAUGAAAUAGCUGAGGAUGAAUCAUCCGAGCCUGUGAAAGUGCCUAAGUGA